Molecule: messenger RNA, 3912 nt
Organism: Phycodurus eques (leafy seadragon)
Lineage: Eukaryota; Metazoa; Chordata; Actinopteri; Syngnathiformes; Syngnathidae
Gene: mmaa
Product: metabolism of cobalamin associated A
Exons: 7
Coding region: 57-1250 (397 amino acids)
Cellular component (GO): cytoplasm
Molecular function (GO): GTP binding; GTPase activity
Source: RefSeq, a predicted model, not a curated record
CCGGAACCAGGAAAAACAUGCGCCCAAUACGUCCAUGGAUCUCGCCGUAAGAUAAAAUGAGACAUCUGCACUCCCCGCUCUUCCGCCACAUUACAGCAACCAACUCGCUCCAUCACAAGCUCUUCAUUGGCCACAGUCUUUGUCACGCCAAGCCAGUGCCCAACCACAUCUGCCAACAAUGGCGGGCUGUGCGCACCACCUUGAAUCAGCACGUUCGGGAUUUGAGCGGGCCCGAGCAGAGGCUGCUGAAUAAACUCUACGCGGGUCUGAUCGGAGGUCAUCGAGCUUCUCUGGCUGAGUCCAUCACGCUGGUGGAGACGCAACAUCCGCGGAAGAAGGAGCUGGCCCAAGUGCUGCUGCAGAGGGUGCUGGCCUACAGGAGGGAGCAGGAGAGCCGCAAUGAUGGGAAGCCGGUGUCCUUUAGAGUAGGUCUCUCGGGCCCUCCGGGAGCGGGAAAGUCGUCGUUCAUCGAAGUGGUGGGCAAGAUGCUGACGGGACGUGGGCAUAAAGUGUCAGUGCUGGCCGUCGACCCGUCCUCCUGCACGACGGGAGGGUCCCUGAUGGGCGACAAGACCCGCAUGACAGAACUCUCCCGUGACAUGAACGCCUUCAUCCGGCCGUCGCCCACGUCGGGAACGCUCGGCGGCGUCACCAGGACGACCAACGAAGCCGUCGUCCUCUGCGAAGGGGCGGGUUACGACGUCGUCCUCGUAGAGACUGUGGGUGUCGGCCAGUCGGAGUUUGCAGUGGCGGACAUGGUUGACAUGUUUGUGUUGCUAAUUCCGCCAGCGGGCGGCGACGAACUGCAGGGCAUCAAGAGGGGCAUCAUCGAGAGGGCCGACCUCGUGGUGGUGACCAAGUCGGACGGCGACCUGGUGGUGCCGGCCAGGAGGAUCCAGGCGGAAUACACCAGCGCUAUGAAGCUGCUCAGGAGGCAGUCCAAGUCCUGGAACCCCAAGGUGGUCCACGCUUCCUCGCACAGCGUUGAGGGCAUCCCGGAGGUCUGGGCGGAGAUGCAGUCGUACCGCCGGGCCGUGUUGGCCAGCGGCGAGCUGCAGGGCCGCCGCCGGGCCCAGCAGAAAGUGUGGAUGUGGACCUUGAUCCAGGAGAACGUCCUCGCCCACUUCCGGCAUCACCCCGCCGUCCGCGAGGCCCUGCCCCGCCUGGAGGAGAGGGUCACCCGCGGGGACAUCUCCCCCGGCCUGGCAUCCGAUCUGCUCCUCAAAGCCUUUCUGUCGUCGUCCUUGUAGUCGGUGGGGGGGAGUGGAGGCCUUCCUCCAGCAGGGGGCGCUCGUGCUAUGAAACUUUUUAAUACUUGACAGCCUAUUCAAAUGGAUAUUUGGAGAGUGAAAAUGAGACAAACAAAGAGAUUUCAAUGGAAAAACAUCUCAAUAACACUCUUAAAAUACACUACUCACAACAAGUUAGGGAUAGGGCAAUUUUUGGGUGACAUUUCUGGAUGAGGCUAAAAUGCAUGAGACCUUUAGGGGUUAUCUUAAAUUUGUCCUCCUGUAAACUUUUGAAUGCACAUGUCCAACUGUUGAAUGUUUCAGUACUUUUUCGCACAACUUGUUGUUCUCUAACAAGGAGCUGAACGGCACAAUUCACAAGCGGCGUUUCAAUCCAUGAACCUUCCAAGCCGGCCUUUCUGUGACUCUUCCGGUGUCUCUGUUGCAGCCUGCUGAUGACACACACAUCAAAUGUUAAGUGGCAUUUUGGUCUCAUGAUGUUCAAAAUUCGACCAGCAAGAUGAAGAGGACUGUUUCAAUACCAAUCCAGUAUAUGAAGAACGGAAAACAGGUUAGCAGACUUCCCGUGUGUGCUGCGACUGUGGCCAUAACUAUUGUUAACUACAGCUUGGUGAGCUGAUGGUUUGAACCCGAACUUGCUAACAUUGUUUUCUUUAUCACUGAUGUAUUUGGGCAAAAGUAGGCUCGGGGAAAGAAAUCAACUAAGCCGACUUCAAAAAUAGGUCGAUGCACAAUUUCUGCUUCCAAGCGCCGGAGCAACCAAAAAAAGAAGUUCCACCCAGAACAAUGUUUGCAACCAAUGUUUCACAUGGACAUUUAUUGCAGAAGGACGCAGCGUUGGGCCUCUGAUGAACUUUGCCAAAAACGACAAAGAAUCGAAAAGUGAUUUUUAAGACUAUUAGAUGUGUAAUGUACAUGACGUAUAUGAGUGAGCUGAAUCAUCUUCCCCCCCCCCCCCCCUCCCAUUUGACCUAAAAUGGUAAUUGCUCAUUCCAAAUACUAACCCUUUAGCAAAUGGGUUUUUUUCGUCUCACAUUCUGUACAGAGUUAAGACCAUACACUCAGUACCAAAAUAUGCAGUUUAAGCCCUCAGAAAUGACAAACAAAAUGCAUGUUGUAGUGCGAGUAGCCCUAUUACAUGGGGCAAGUGCUCGAAAAUAUCUAUAGGAUAAUCGAUUCUUAAAGGAUUCAAUUGUGACAGCUCCACAAAUGUGAUACGCGUAAACACAAAUAGAUGUCCGGCAUAACGAUUUAAUGGAACAUUUCUUGCUGCCAUCAAACAAAAGCGCCUUAGAAUGCACGUUACAACCCACAGGGUUGAUUGGAGUGGACGCUGGUGUAAAUAUUAAUAUUUUCUGAUGAUUGUCAUCAGAUCGUGUUUGAGGCUUGGCAUCAGAGAAUUAUGAAACAUGGGAUCGGUUAUGUAUAUUUUCACAUUGAAUACUUCACAUGAUUGUCUUGUUGCGAUUAAUAAACUGAUUUUCAGAUGAGUGUAAUGCAAUAAUAUAUCUUAAACAGCCAUCAUGCCCCCCAAAAUAAUAACAAAAUGAUGAAGACUGGACAGAUUGUUUUGUUUAUUAUUAUUUGUUAUUUAUUCAUGUUCAUCUUUUUCCCGUUUAUUAUUAUUAUUUUUUGUUUAUUUGAGAGACAGUGAUCCCCACAAUCUAUAUGUGCUAGUUUCCCCAAUGUGCCAAAAAGUUUGUAUCUGAAUUAAAAAAAAUCAACUGUUUAUGGAUUAAACCAUUUUUUUAUCCAGGUAUUUAAACUACCUUCAAUUAGCGUGUAUAAUAUAGAGUUAUAUAGUAUUAUGUCUUUACUAAGUAUAACAUACUAUUUGAUAUCUUAUUAAAUAGUAUAACUACUGUUAUUAUCCUUGCUGACUGGUCGCCAGCCAAUCACAGGCCACAUAUAGACAAACAAACAAACAUUCGAGUCUUGAAGCUACCGUGUAUGUUUUUGAAAUGUGGGAUGAAACUGGAGAACUCGGAGCAAACGCACGCGGGCACAGAGAGAACAUUUGACCCCGUGACCUCUCACCUCAGGCGGAUGUGCAAAUUGUGUAUAACUUUUUAUUGAUUUUGUAUUUUCACAUUUUAUUAUUUUCUUUCUUUUCUUGUCUUGUUUUUCUAUUACUGAUAUAAGAUUGUGAUCUUUUUUCCUGAUGGUAUUAGUUUUCUGCUCUCUAUUUAAACAUUUAAAAAAAAAAAGAAAAAAGAAAGUGAUUUGUAGUUUCCACUGGUUCCAAUGAACUUUCCCAACACUGACAGUAACUGUAAUUCCAUAAUCUGCUCUAUGGUUAUGACAUUAAACACCCUUAACUAUGCAUUAAAACACACUGAACCCCAUUUAGAUCCCCAUAGAAUCAUUGAGAAUAAUACAUAAAUUACUUAGCAGCCAGGCCCUUUCCUGUGCCGCAUUGAGUUCCAUUACCUGAUUUGGUGAAAAUCGUACUACUUUUUGAGGCUCCACUGUAUAUCAUACAUGAAGAAAUUCCUUACAAAUACUGAAGAAUUGCAGAAAAAAAACACCCCCAAAGUUAUUACGGAUUCGAUCCUGGCAGCUCCUUGGCCGUAGCAGUAUUGUAUUUUUGCAAAUAGAGGUCACCCUAUCCCCUCUCAUGCCGAGAUGGAGCCAAAGUCCCAAAUACUGAAGCGGCCAGGUU